Messenger RNA from Loa loa (African eye worm), 417 nucleotides. RefSeq lists its product as hypothetical. The transcript is spliced from 3 exons. NCBI's taxonomy places the organism in Eukaryota, Metazoa, Nematoda, Chromadorea, Rhabditida, Onchocercidae. The record is from RefSeq and is a predicted model, not a curated record. Bases 1 to 417 code for a protein of 138 amino acids.
AUGGCACACCGAUUUGGAAUCCAAAAUCCAUUGUUGCUAGUCGUUUACACAUAUCAACAAGAAAAUGAAAAACGUUGGACCGGAGACUUUUUCAUCGAAAUCGACAAAAAUAAUAUAAUACUGUAUGAUGCCGGUUACGGUAUGCAAGCAGCAACCUGGAAACCAUUUUCAAAUGCGGAUGCAAGCCAUAUCUUAUUCUUACAGAAAGGGCCGCAUGACAUCAUUAAUUAUAAAUUACACUGCUUGUGCCCGAGGAAGUACACGCCUUACGUUGAAAUUUCAAGUAAUUCCGGAACUUUGGCUCGUAAUUUUCGUAAAAAAAUCCGAAUCCGUACCGAUAGUAGCACUAUUCGUGAUGCAGAAUUCAAAAUGUUUAUCGGUAAUUUCAAUCACUUUUUAAACAUUGUAAAAGUUUAA